Messenger RNA from Trematomus bernacchii (emerald rockcod), 4116 nucleotides. RefSeq names its product insulin-like growth factor binding protein 5b (gene igfbp5b). Lineage: Eukaryota; Metazoa; Chordata; Actinopteri; Perciformes; Nototheniidae. Bases 331 to 1143 code for a protein of 270 amino acids. The transcript is spliced from 4 exons. Gene Ontology annotation, biological process: regulation of insulin-like growth factor receptor signaling pathway. The record is from RefSeq and is a predicted model, not a curated record. Gene Ontology annotation, cellular component: extracellular region. Gene Ontology annotation, molecular function: fibronectin binding; insulin-like growth factor I binding; insulin-like growth factor II binding.
GUUGAUCAGUCUGCUCAGGAAACUUCUGCUGGAGAAAGUACUGGAGUCCAAAACCUGAAGAGGAGAGAGAUUUUGUGCAGAGUAUCCCUUCUCCUGCAGAGGACAACACCUUGGAGAAGAAAAAAAAAGCACAUAUUUGAUUUUUUUGCAGGGUGCACUGCAGAGCCUGUAAUUAAUGUUUAACAGAUAGCAACACUCUUCUUGGAUCAAGACUCUUGGCUUUAGCUUUAAAAAAAAAAAUCGGAUUAUCUGACAGAGGCAUUGUGCUCAUUAGUCUACUUUUCCCCCAUCCUCUUCGCAUUUGAGGUUUUAUGCUAAAACUGAAGAACAAUGUUUCUGAGUUUCUGCCUCUUGGUGACAUUUAUCUUGGGGCUGUCCGGGUGCUUGGGCUCAUACGUGCCGUGCGAGCCGUGUGACCAGAAGGCGCUGUCCAUGUGCCCUCCGGUGCCCGUCGGCUGCCAGCUGGUGAAGGAGCCGGGCUGCGGCUGCUGCCUCACAUGCGCCCUGUCUGAGGGGCAGGCGUGCGGAGUGUACACCGGGACGUGCACUCAGGGGCUCCGCUGCCUGCCCAGGAGCGGGGAGGAGAAGCCCCUGCACGCGCUGCUCCACGGCAGGGGAGUGUGCACCAACGAGAAAGGAUACAAACCUGCGCACCCGCCCAUAGAUCGUGAGUCUCGGGAGCAUGAGGACACCAUUACCACAGAGAUUACAGAGGAGCUGCAGCCUGCUAAAGUGCCACUCCUUCCCAAAGACAUUGUGAACAGCAAAAAAGUCCUCGCGCUGCGCAAGGAGCAGAGGAGGAAGCUCGGCAAGCAGCGCUCCAUUGGCCCCCCCAUGGACUACUCCCCUCUGCCCAUCGACAAGCAUGAGCCUGAAUUUGGUCCAUGCCGGAGAAAACUGGAUGGGAUCAUUCAGGGAAUGAAGGACACUUCUCGUGUAAUGGCCCUGUCUUUGUACCUUCCCAACUGUGACAGAAAAGGUUUCUUCAAGCGCAAGCAGUGCAAGCCAUCCCGCGGACGCAAACGAGGCAUCUGCUGGUGUGUGGACAAGUACGGCGUUCAGCUCCCCGGCACAGACUACAGCGGCGGGGACAUUCAAUGUAAAGACCUGGAGAACAGCAACAACAACAACAACAACGAGUGAAAAGGGGAGGACCAUCCUUGACCCCCACCCCCCCGAACCCUAACCACCACGUGACCCAGGGCCCACGCCUCCCCUCUGAAUCACAUCUGUAUGCUCCGCCCUCCAUUCACUUCAAGAUUUUUUCAAGUUGAAAAAAAAAAAAAGGAAGAAAAAAAUCCAAACGAAAGAACAGGCUGAAAAAAAGACACCUGUAUUUGUUUUCUUUUAUAUUCUUGUGUUGACCAAGUACUCAUCUCUGAAUGAGCGGAACAGUCCCAGAAGAUUUACUCGAUCCCUUGACUCUUGCCCAUGGGACCCCUUUGUCUGCACAUUACGGAUAUAUUUUUAUGGAAGCUGGGGGUUUCAAUACUUGUAUGAUGUAAAAUUAUCGCAAAAUCAUUGUGAAGAAAAAAAAUGUAUCAGGCACAUUGGUUGAAAACAGAUCAGUUUUAGGCUGUGCAACAUGAUGCCACUGUGGAACUGAAAAUUGGCAGAGUAAUUGGGUUUUAUUUGAAAAGGAACAAAUAAUAGAUAGGGAUAUGCUGUAACAGUUGACUCUAUCUGGGUAUGUGGUUCUGUCAGAGCACUUAUGAAUAGGGGAACCUGCUUAGAUAUGUGUAACUUCACAAAAUGAUGCGUGCAUGAAUGCGUGGAUGUGUACAGUGCGUGCGUGUGGUAUGUAUCCGCCUGUGUUGGUGAAUGAUGGAGUGAGCCUACUAUGAAAAGAAUGUCCUUUUUUUUCUUUCUCUUUUGUUUGAUUUUGUCACAACAAGUAUUGCCAGCGCUUGAAGUGGUCUCGGGGCUGGCCUUCUCUUUAACCGAUGUAAAGUUUGUCUCGGGGACAGUGAUUGGUGGAAACAAAAGAGUAAAGCAGAUUGUCACAGAUGAACCUAUGUUAAGUGGCUCUUCGACAAUGUAGCUAGCCUGAUAUGCCAACUGUGCCUAUUGAAACAGACACUGCCAUGCAGGGCGACACAGAGCUCAGAGUCGGGCCAGUUGCUUCUCUGAUCCAGUUUUGUGAAGUGUAGUUUUGUAUGGUUUUUGUUUGUGCUGUUUUCUUUGCCUUCAGUGAAGUAAAGACCGCCCACUUUUGAGCCAUGUUCCUUAUCAAGUGGUUUCCCCUCAGUACGGCUUCUACAGUGUAACCAUGGUGUAUUACUUUUAAAUAUAGUUAUUGAAUGUUGUUUUUUUUCCUGUAGAAACAUAGUAUGACAACAAUGUAAUUGUGCUUGGAACAAAAAAUAUUUUAGCCUGUAAAGAAUUUGAAUAGGUCCUUGUAGCCUUGUCAGGAGAAUGACCCAGAGUCUUUAGACUACAGGGGCGGUCAAACAAGCUAACACUCUGCAACCCUUUGCUAACAUGCUUCCAUGCUUAAGGCUAUAUAUCUAAAGGGAGCAGGAUUUAAGUAAAAAGGUUACAGGUUAUAACAGGGUCAUUAAGUAGAGUUGUUCUCUCUCUGUGUGCAAGUCACAGUGCCUUCCUUCAUGCAAAUACAUUUAAAUAGUGACGUGAAAGUGACAUGGAUAUCAAACGGGGCAAUUUCCUCUUUAGGACAGCCAGCCUGUGCCAGGGCUGAUACAGCGAUCAAGAGGUCUAGGUUUUAGUUCUGGUUAGAAGAACAAUGAAUGUCCUGUAAAUGGCGUCAGCAACACAUAGCAAAUCCAUUAGUAAUCUCUGUACCUCGGGGCAAUUCUGGAUAAGAAUGAUGUUUGGGGAGAUGCUGUUAGCACACUCAGUUAGCCUCCCUUAACUCUUUCUUUGACAACCAAUAAGCUAUGAUUCUUGCUUUUUUCAUGUAAAUGCCAAUGUAUAUGAUUGCCAGAGAGGGGAAGCCAAUGGAUGUUAAAUCAAGUAUUUCAGAAAUGCUAUGUACAUCCUCAAUGGUUCCCGGUUGUGAAUAUAUUAUCAAGGUUCUUUGCCCCACUUCCAACACCAAAUCCCCACUACCACUUUCGAAAAAAGAAAAAAAAGCAGCUUGCACUUAUUUCAGUUACUCAUUAUUGAUAUUGACACACAACGACGUCCUUAGAUGUGGUAUCAAGAAGUUGGUGGAACGGAAAAAAAGUUUAAAGAAAACAGCCACAAAAGCUAAAUGUUGUGUUAUCUUGUGCUUACCUUUUAAAGGUGGUGCUUUGAGGUGAUUUUUGUCGACAGGGGCUGUGCAGCCCAUGCCUGGGACCUCCAAUACAGCAACAUCCUUUAGGGAAAAAUAGAUUUAAAGUAACACGCAGCUAGAGAUGUUCUCAUGGCCAAUUGCACAGAGAGUUGAGAUAAAAGAGACGGAGGGGAAAGGGAAGAAGAAGAGUGAGCGCCAUGGGCCUAGCCACUUCCCCGAUAUGGGGUCACCAAUUGCAUGACAUUAGAUACAGUUAGCAGGACAGUUGACAGGAACCACGGAAAUCUGGGGAAUACAAUACUUUAACUAGGAGCACUUUGAUACUCUUGAGCGAAAAACAAGGAAAUAUCUGGGACCGUUCACUGUCCGGAUCAAUCAUCUGUGUGAAUACUUCAAUGUUCCAUGUGUUUCUUUAAUCUGUUGUUUGGAAUGCAGGUGGAGGUUCAGGCUUAAAAAAGUCUAAUAGUGACUUCCUGUUCCCCACGCCUGUUUGCGAGUAGUGACUUCCUUAGGUUUCUCAUUUCCUACUUGGUUUAAACUCAUAUUUCAUACUUCUGUAGUACAGUAACAACAAUACAAUACAGCUUUUUUCUGAGUACAUAACACUUUCUGGAUGUAAUGAGUCAAUACAAUUGGUUUUCAUAAUUUGGUGAUCACUGGCUUGUGAAACGGACCCAUCGGUGGCAGGAGGACAGUGGGAAAUAAAAAUGGUCAGUAUUUGGAACUACAUAAAAUGAAUAAGAAAAAAAAAAAAAUCUCAAAUUAUUAAAGUGAAUAUCACUGUGUAAUAUUUAUUCAACUUGUAAUUUAUGUACUCUUUUAACCUUUGUCUUUGUUAUGACAAAGCAUUUAUUUAAAUAAAGUUAUGUAUUCAUUUA